Molecule: messenger RNA, 3078 nt
Organism: Notechis scutatus (mainland tiger snake)
Lineage: Eukaryota; Metazoa; Chordata; Lepidosauria; Squamata; Elapidae
Gene: FOXO1
Product: forkhead box O1
Biological process (GO): regulation of transcription by RNA polymerase II; insulin receptor signaling pathway
Cellular component (GO): nucleus
Molecular function (GO): RNA polymerase II cis-regulatory region sequence-specific DNA binding; DNA-binding transcription factor activity, RNA polymerase II-specific
Source: RefSeq, a predicted model, not a curated record
CAGGACGUCGAGCUAACUGCGUUGAGCCCUGCCCGUCUGUCGCCCAGCCAGCCAGCGAACGAGCGAGCGGCCGCCGCGGGACGGAGUUGGAGUUUGUCAAGUGGCGUCUGGCGCUCAAGAGGAGGCCGCUGCCAGACGAGGAAGCCGCCCGCCCGGCUCAAGAAAGCUCGCUCUUUUCUCUCUCUGUCUCUCCCCCUCGCCUCACUGCCCCGCUCCGCUCUUCCUUCGCCAUGGCCGAGGCGCCUCACCCCGUGGAGACCGACCCUGAUUUCCAGCCGCUGGCUCGCCCGAGGUCCUGCACUUGGCCUCUGCCCCGUCCGGAGCUCGCCCCGUCCAGUCCGGGACAGACGCCCACUGCAACUCCGGCCAGGGCCGCGUCUCCGUCCCGCUGCGGGCUGGUUACGGCCCUGGGCGCCUCCUCCUCCUCCUCCUCCUCCGCCGGCGGUGACCUGCUGAGUUUGCUGGAAGCGGGCGGAGGCGACGGCUUCGAGGCGGGCAGCUCCGGAGCGGGAGACCUCGGACUUUCAGGCGGUUGCCUUUGCGGGGAGUUCCCGUGCCUUCAGCACCCGCCGCCGCCGCCGCCGCAGCAGCAGCAGCAGCAGCAGCAACAACAUGCAGGGCCCGCCGCCUUGGCCUCCGUGACGGGCCCUCGCAAGAGCAGCUCUUCCCGCCGCAACGCUUGGGGCAACUUGUCCUACGCGGACCUCAUCACGAAGGCGAUCGAAAGCGCCCCGGAGAAGCGGCUCACUCUCUCCCAGAUCUACGAGUGGAUGGUCAAGAACGUGCCGUACUUCAAGGACAAGGGGGACAGCAACAGCUCCGCCGGAUGGAAGAACUCAAUCCGUCACAACCUCUCUUUGCACAGCAAGUUCAUUAGAGUACAGAAUGAAGGAACGGGAAAAAGCUCUUGGUGGAUGCUUAAUCCAGAAGGAGGCAAAAGUGGCAAGUCACCCAGGAGGAGGGCUGCCUCCAUGGACAACAGCAGCAAGUUUGCAAAAAGCCGAGGGAGGGCUGCAAAGAAAAAAUCCGCUCUUCAAGCAGGUCAAGAUGGAAAUGGCGACAGUCCAGGAGCGCAGUUCCCGAAAUGGCCUGCGAGCCCCAGCAAUCAUAGCAACGACGACUUUGAUAAUAACUGGAGUACUUUUCGACCUCGAGCCAGUUCAAAUGCUAGUACUAUUAGUGGAAGACUUUCCCCAAUUCUGCCAGAACAAGAUGACCUUGGGGAAGGGGACGUGCAUUCCCUGGUCUAUCCUCCAUCAGCAACCAAAAUGGCCUCAACCCUGCCGAGCCUUUCUGAAAUGAGUAGUUCCGAAAAUAUGGAAAACCUACUGGAUAAUCUCAAUCUUUUGUCUCCAAAUACAUCAUUGGCUGGGUCUACCCAAUCGCCACCUACUACCAUGAUGCAACAAUCCACUGGUUAUUCAUAUACAUCGUCCAGUACAAAUAUAGGUUCAGCCAAUGCAGACUACAGGAAGUACAGUUAUGCUCAGCCUAGCAUCAAUUCUUUGUCCCAGAUGCCUAUGCCGACAAUUCAGGACAAUAAAUCGAGCUAUGGGACUCUGAACCAAUAUAACUGCCCAGGACUUCUUAAGGAGUUGCUUACUUCUGAUUCACCGCCACAUAAUGACGUCUUAGCCUCAGUAGAUACUCAUGUUUCCCAGCCUAAUAGCCGAGUGCUGGGACAAAAUAUACUAAUGGUCUCUAACUCUGCAAUAUCACCAUAUGGCAACCAGCAGUCCCACAACAAAAUCAUUGCCCCCAGUGCUCACUCUCAUCAAGGACACGUCCAACCCACAGCAGUUAUAAACAGCCAUACCUUGUCUCUCACCCUUAGCGCUGUGUCUCACGCUUCAAAUGUGACGCAUUCAACCUCAGCAAAAAACUCAGUCCAGGGGCUCAUGAGCCACCCCAUGCAAGUGAAUAGCAUAAGCCCCUUCACCACAGUGAACAGCUGUAAUGGGUAUGGAAGAGUGGGAAUUGUUUCUUUCCAUCAGGAGAAGCUGCCUAGUGACUUAGAUGACAUGUUCAUUGAACGAUUGGACUGCGAUAUGGAAUCAAUAAUCCGUAAUGAUCUGAUGGAUGGGGAAACGUUAGAUUUUAACUUUGACAGUGUGUUACCUAACCAAAGUUUGCCACACGGUGUUAAAACAACAACACAUAGCUGGGUGUCAGGAUAAGACUGGAAGGUUACAGCUUAAAGUGCUUUAGACAUCUCUGACUACAAGAACUGCAUAUGCAUAAAGAAGUCCAAAGACGUUCUUCAUCUUCUUUGCAUUUUCUUGUAUAAUUUUUUUCUCUUGUCAGUCUUGGCUGCUGAUCUCUUUCUCUCUCUCUUUUUUUUUUUGUACAAAUAUUUGCUGCCAGAUACUUGCAGGUUAUUCGCUGCUGAAAGUAAGGAAUGUGCCAUUGGAAGUGUCUUUAUUUGGAAGUGCCAAACUUAUUAUUAUGUAAUAGAAAAGCAGAAGAUACCUGACUGUAUGCUGCAGCUUUCCCCGAAUAGAUGGCUUCCAGAUGUAUUACAUUUCAAAUCCCAUAAUCCCUGCUGACAUGGCCGCAGUAUGGGCAAAGUGGUGUAUAGAAUAAGCUGUAGAAGUAAUCUUAAUUUCUAUAAGAACAUAUUAGAUUUAUUAAAAUCAUGGAACAUGGUUGAACAGCUUGAUUAAUUUUCUUUUGGUGAGUUAAAGUUGCUGUAAAUUUCAUAUGUGACAAACCAUUGAAUAUAACCCAACCAAAGUUUUGGUAUUCAGAUUUCUACAUUAGAGAGUAUAUUGAGAAGCUUUGUAUGCAUAUGGAGUAGAUUUAUUUUAGAGCUCAUUUCCAGACUGAUUAAUUUUAUUAAUAAAAUGUAAAAUUUGUAAUACAUCUAUAACUAUUUUCUUACAUUUGCUGUUUUACAAGCUUCUUAAAAAUAUGCAGAAUCCAAUACUUUAAAGACAUUCAGCAUAUUUUAUGCACAGUAUUUUAACAAUUUAAGAGGAGAGAAUUUUUAUUAGCAUUCUGUAAGAUUUAUAAGAGAAGGUUUUUACAUAUAAAAUUUCUGGUUUUUAUCUGGCAUGAGGAUGAUCUGUAUUCUUAGUA